Sporothrix brasiliensis 5110 is the source of this 3900-nucleotide messenger RNA. Its product is annotated as RNA-dependent RNA polymerase. NCBI's taxonomy places the organism in Eukaryota, Fungi, Ascomycota, Sordariomycetes, Ophiostomatales, Ophiostomataceae. Gene Ontology annotation, molecular function: RNA-directed RNA polymerase activity. Gene Ontology annotation, cellular component: nuclear RNA-directed RNA polymerase complex. The coding region runs from base 1 to 3900 and encodes 1299 amino acids. Gene Ontology annotation, biological process: siRNA processing. The record is from RefSeq and is a predicted model, not a curated record. The transcript has a single exon.
AUGGAGGUCUUCGUCCACAACCUGCCCGCCCAGGGCAACCUUAGCAGCCAAGGCUUGCUGCUGCAGCUGCGGCCAUUUAUGCGGGACCUCAAGAUUUCCGACACUGCAUACGACUGUGAAAAGGCGGCCACGAAACGGCACGCCUUCAUCACAUUUCUGUCAGAAGACGAUGGCAAGCGCUUUCUCGGCUCCCAUGGCGAGGUUCCGCUCAUCAGCUCCGUUUCUCACGGCAAGGGUCCUCCCCGUGGCACCGCUUCGCGGUUAAAAAUCCUCGGUGCCCAUGUCAUGUGCCGGAAGAGUAACCGACCUCCGAGCCGCGCCUCACUCGGAGUGCUAGCUGCAAAAGAGAACGAGCGGUUGGGGACUCAAAAGCAGGGCACACCGCACACCGGGAACAAGACAAACUCUGUGGUGACUGGAACCGCGCCGACCGGCAAGCAGACAAUGCAACCCACCUUUGCCUCCGCCUCUGCCAACGACAAGUCCUUCAUGUACGAGAGAUUUAGCUGCGGCUAUUACAAGUACAUCAAUGGCGGCGAGCUCGUUUUUGUUCCCGAGUACGUUCAGGUUGUACAGAAGGGUCUGGCAGAGUUUGGCAAACGGCACUUGACCAUCACCAGCGAUGAUCGUCGCGUGAUAUACGUCCCGCUGUCCACUAUUCAGGAGAUUGUCUGGUCUCCCCAGGGGCUCAUCACACUCACAUUGAGUACGGUGCCCUUGUUUUUCUCUGCCCCAGAUGAUGCGGGCAAGCGGUGGCGGCUGACAGGCCUCGAUGACCGCCAUGCCAAGAUUGUUGGCAAAUGCUUGGUCUAUCACAUCGUCGUCCGACCAGAGCAGAUCCAUCGCAAAAUGCAGCGUCUUGCCAACUUAGGCGGCUUAACCGUGACCCGGCAUGACGUGCACUACGCCGCGGGUCCGGAUUUCUCCACCAGCGACGCGAACUUGCGCACUCUCCUCAGCCAGUUCACGACAACCAAGCGCCUGCCGUUCUCCCUCCUGUUGCAGCUUCAAGCCCUCGCCAGCAAUGCAUAUUUGCAUCCAGAUACGGUGAACAAGCUGGCUCGAAAACUUGCCUCCAGCCACGAUACGGCGCCCAUUUCGGCCGAGGCAAUGAAGAAACUCUUCCAGGCCAUUGACUGGCCCACGCCGAAUCACCACGAUCCGAGCGAGUUCGAAGUGCCUGCCCUCUACGACUACCUUGUCGAAACAGAACAAGGCAUGGAGAAAGGGCUCUAUGUCCGCGAGGGACUGGUCAACCCCGGCCGCAACCUGACCGCCAUCCAUCGUGUCAUGGUGACGCCGACGCACCAGACACUCCACGGUCCGGAACUCGAAAACAAAAAUCGCGUCUUGCGCAAGUUUCCCAAUCACCACGACUAUUUCAUCCGCGUUCAGUUCUGCGACGAGGAUGGCCAGAGCCUGCGCUUUAACGGCCGUGUUGACUUUACCCACGUCUACGAUCGAUUCCGCAGAGCAAUGGUCGACGGCAUUAGCGUGGCCGGCCGGACCUACAUCUUUCUGGGAUGGUCUCACUCCUCUCUGCGCUCUCACUCCAUGUGGUUCGUGGCCCCUUUUAUCGACGACAACGGCCAGCUGCAGACGCACUUUACCAUCAUCUCUGCCCUGGGCAAUUUUGACACAAUCUACUCGCCCGCCCGGUGUGCUGCUCGCAUUGGUCAGGCGUUUUCAGAAACGCCAUUUGCCGUGCCAAUGGCCGAGAACAACAUCAGUGUCUACGAGAUUCCGGACAUUGUGUCGUCGACGGACGCCAGUCGCGUCUUCAGUGACGGCGUCGGCACCAUCUCGUGGAAAGCCGCCGAGGCAAUUUGGAAGCAGUUGCCGCGUGGCAAGAAGAAGCCCACCUGCUUUCAGAUUCGGUUUGCCGGUGCCAAGGGCAUGCUGGCUCUCGAUUCACGGUUGACCGACAACAGCAUUUGCCUGCGGCCCUCUAUGAUCAAGUUCAAGAGCACAGAAAUGGCCAACCUUGAGAUCUGCGACAUGGCCACGCAGCCCAUUCCCCUGUACCUGAACCGCCAGUUGAUCAAGAUCCUCGAGGACAUGGGUGUUCCCACGUCCUGGUUUCAAAAGCUUCAGGAUGAUGCAUUGCGCGAGCUGAAGCUCAUAACGUCCAGCCCGUACAACAUGGCCAGCUUUCUCAAGGUGCAAGCAGUAGCCACGGCCAUCAAGCUGCACAAGCUUCUGCUGCUGGCCGAUCGUCUGGGCCUCGACUUCCGCACAGAUCCCUUCCUGCGCCGCGCCACAGACGCCGUCAUUUUGCGCGAGCUGCGUCUGCUGAAGCACAAGGCUCGUCUGUUUGUUCCCUUGGGCAUUACACUGUUUGGCAUCAUCGACGAAACGAACUAUCUCCGUGAAAAUGAGGUGUACAUUACGUUUGAUGUUCCCAAGAAUGGCUCCAAGUCACGCCGCUUCCGUGCGCCGCCUGGCAAUGGCAAUCCGGUGAUAGUAACACGCUCGCCUGCACUGCAUCCUGGCGAUAUCCAGCGGGCGACAAAUGUGCAUCCUCCCGCUGCUGAUGCCACCCACCCACUGCACUACCUCCGCAACUGCAUCGUGUUCAGCUCGAAAGGCGUUCGUGACCUGCCAAGCCAGCUCAGCGGCGGCGAUCUAGACGGUGAUAUUUUCAACAUCAUAUGGGACCCAGUGGUCUGUGACCUGCCCGGGCUCAAAACGUUCGUGCCGGCCGACUACCCGCGCCAAGAUCCCGUCAAUAUUGGGCGGCGCGUGACGACGGCCGACAUUGCAGAUUUCUUCCUUGAUUUUGUGCGCACCGACCACUUGGGUACCAUUGCGACACGCCACAUGAUUCUUGCGGACCAGUUGCCGGAAGGCACACGUGAAACUAACUGUAUCCAACUGGCUGCGCUGCACUCGACAGCUGUGGACUUUUCCAAAACGGGCAUUCCGGCCGACCUCAAGAACAUGCCCCGUGCCAGCCGAUACCGACCGGACUUUCUGUCUCCCGGACCGAUUGUGGAAGUGCACAGCCGCAAGGACAUUGACCUGGAGCAAUUCAUGGCGAAGAAUGUCGACGGCGACGACGCUGACGAUGACGAGACGCACGAGCUCGACGCACCCACCUACAAGUACUACCAGUCGACGAAGACGCUCGGCACCCUGUACCGGGCGAUUGACGAGCGCCGAAUCUGGCAAGACGACGUGCGCUACACAAUUAGCAAUGGCAAUGGCGAUGGCGAUGCCGACGAGGAGCCCAUGUUCUAUGAUGCCUUUUUGGAAUGGGCAACCCAUGAGUGCGAGCUGCUUGGCGGCACAAACUGGCAGCAGCGCACAGAUGAGGCGCUGCGGAUUCGGUCUGCAUACGAAGACUCCAUUCUGACGACCAUGUACGAGUUCUCGGAACACCCGACGCUACCAAUCACAGAGCUCGAGGUGUUUAUCGGCACGAUUGUGAACAAAACAGGCUCUCAGACGCUGCGGCAGCGCGACCGGUCGCGCAAGCUGCGGGACGAGUACGAACGAAUCUCCUCGUGGAUCACGGCACAGAUUCGGCCUCAUGGACGAACAAACGAGGGCGAUGGUGGUGUGGACGGGGAAAAUGAUGGAGACGACGGCGAGGAAGACGACUUUGACAAGGAAGGGCGAGACUGGCGGUCGCAGCGCCUUGCAGUCCUAGAAUUGUGUCUCGCGUGCACGUACAGCCAGAAGGACGACAAGAAAGAUGAAAAGGACGAUCGCAGGACGGAACGGAACGGACUCGGACACGCAACGGAAAACAAAAACAACAACCGAGUUGAGUCGUUCUGGCUCGUGGCGGCGUCGGCGCUGAUCCGAGAGCUCGAAUUUAUCCACCGUGGCCUUCGGUUUGAUGCCGAUUUGCGGCAGGACAUGGCGCAGCUGUCGCUUGGUGGUGGACGGAAGUAG